Stegastes partitus (bicolor damselfish) is the source of this 3557-nucleotide messenger RNA. It is a transcript of the gene slc35b2, whose product is annotated as solute carrier family 35 member B2. Gene Ontology annotation, cellular component: endoplasmic reticulum membrane; Golgi membrane. The coding region runs from base 938 to 2254 and encodes 438 amino acids. NCBI's taxonomy places the organism in Eukaryota, Metazoa, Chordata, Actinopteri, Pomacentridae. Gene Ontology annotation, molecular function: 3'-phosphoadenosine 5'-phosphosulfate transmembrane transporter activity. The record is from RefSeq and is a predicted model, not a curated record. Gene Ontology annotation, biological process: 3'-phosphoadenosine 5'-phosphosulfate transport; transmembrane transport. The transcript is spliced from 3 exons.
UUGAUGGCUUUAAUUAUCAGGUAAAUAUUUAAAUUAUUUUUAAUUUGAGGCAUUAUAUGUCAUUGUGGUAGCUGUUAAGCUAUUUUGUCAAUAGUUCAGGAAAUAAACAAUUCACGUUUCAGUUUGUAGUGGUUUUGGUCAUUGUGUUAUAGAUGGUACAUGUUGCUCUAUGUGUCUAGAUGAGAUAACGUUAAAGAUGUGAUGGUCCAUACAAUGUACGUUCCAUAAAGGAGUGUACAUGGUCUACAACAAUGUUUAGGUAGGUGUCAAAGUAACAUCCACAUGAAUGCCAGGACCUAAGGUUUCCCAGCAGAACAUUGUGGAGAGCAUGACACUGCCUCCACCAGCUCACCUUUUUCCCAAAGUGCAUCCUGCUGCCAUCUCAUCCCUAAGUACACGUGCACAUACACCAAGCUGUCUACGUGAUGUAGAAGAAAACAUGAUUCAUCAAACCAGCUUAGUCUAUUGUUCAAAGGUCAGUGUCAGUCCAGUACUGUCAUGUGUCCAUUGGAAGCACUUCCAGAGGUAGACAGGGUUCAGUAAUUUGUGCUACAGUAGGCCAUCUAUGGGAUUAGACCCACAAGUCAGCCUUUGGUUCCCACACACACCAGCAAGUUGAUGCUGUUACUGGGUCACCAAUUGUCCCUCUUUGCAUCAUUUUUGUAAGUACUAACCGCUGCAUACCGGGAACACUCCACAAAACCUGUCGUUUUGAAGAUGCUUUGACACAGUCAUUUAGACAUCACAAUUUGGUCCUUGUCCCAGUUGCUUAGAUCCUUGCACUGCACAUUUUUCCUGCUUCCAACAUAACAACUUCAUAGACUGACUGUUCACUUGCUGCUUAAUGUAUCCCACACAUUGAAAGCUGCAGUUUAUUCACUACAUCCCUCAGUGGUUUUAAUGUUGUGGCUCGUUGUAUGUUACUGUAUUUAGAGCUAUGCUUUUUCUGACGUACUGUAUUGUUUUACCAUGUAGGGUUUGGCAACUUGUGUUGCUUCUCUUCCCUUCCACUGUGACUGCAGAAGAGUCUUCACUGCUGGACGGCUGGCACGAUGUCUGGCUCUUCCGAUUCCUCAUCAACAUGCUGGGAUACUCCACCAUCAUCAUCCCUGGCUACCUCCUCAUUAGCUACUUCAAACGUACCAAUUACAUAGAAACAGGUAGUGGGAUUUGUUAUCCUGUCAUAAAGACCUGUGUGUUUGGGGGUGAGGCCAAGACUGGUCUGUCGGAAGAUGUGUCCAUUGGAAGCAGAAAUGAGGGUGAUUCUGGCUCAUCAGUCAGACAGGCUAUCAAGUUAGUCUUUUGUGCCGCUGGACUUCAGGUAUCAUACCUGACCUGGGGAGUCCUGCAGGAGAGGGUGAUGACUCGUUCCUAUGGAGCCCUGACCACAGAGGAUGAGGGUGAGAGAUUCAAGGACUCGCAGUUCUUGGUCUUCAUGAACCGUAUCUUGGCUCUGACUGUGUCUGGCCUCUGGUGCAUCCUGUUCAAGCAGCCACGCCAUGGAGCACCCAUGUACAAGUACUCUUUUGCUUCGCUCUCCAACAUCCUGAGCAGCUGGUGCCAGUAUGAGGCCCUCAAGUACAUCAGCUUCCCCACUCAAGUCCUGGCCAAGGCCUCCAAGGUUAUUCCUGUCAUGCUCAUGGGCAAGAUUGUCUCCCACAAAAGCUACGAAUACUGGGAGUAUUUCACUGCUGUGCUGAUCUCGGUUGGUGUCAGUAUGUUUCUGCUCUCCAGUACGGCCAGCAAGCACCCAUCCACCGUCACCACCUUCAGCGGGAUUGUCAUCCUCAUUGGCUACAUUGUCUUCGACAGCUUCACCUCCAACUGGCAGGACAAUCUGUUUAAGUACAAGAUGUCAUCCGUGCAGAUGAUGUUUGGGGUUAACCUGUUUUCCUGCCUCUUCACUGUUGGUUCGCUGCUCGAGCAGGGUGCAUUCUUCGACUCUCUGGCCUUCAUGACGCGCCACUCUGAGUUUGCCUUUCAUGCCGUGUUGCUGUCUGUGUGUUCGGCAUGCGGUCAGCUCUUCAUUUUCUACACCAUCAACCAGUUUGGUGCUGCCGUCUUCACCAUCAUUAUGACCCUGCGGCAGGCCAUUGCUAUUCUCCUUUCUUGUUUCCUUUAUGGUCAUGCCGUCACCUUAGUAGGUGGCUUUGGCGUUGCUGUAGUUUUCCUGGCACUUUUCCUACGAGUGUAUGCACGUAGCCGCAUGAAGUCAGGCCGGCGGUCAGCACAGCCGCUCACACAGAAGGUGUAGCACUCCAAAGUCGCACUAAACUGAGAACUAAGACCACGUUUUCUGUGGUGCUAUUUGUCUAUUUGUGUGUAUCUAUUUUUGUUACUGUUCUUUUCCAUUGGUUUUUGUUUUUUUUUUAGCAACGGUACAGAAAGGGAUUCUUUAGUUUUGACUCUUACACCAAGAUGUCCUCAAGGGAUCCAUGUGAUAUGUCAGGUCACAGAAGUUUUGAGUGCCUGUAAGAUUGUUUAAUACAGAAGCCCCAAAAUGCAAACUGCCUCUUAAGCCCUUUCACAGUUUAACAGUAGAAUAUUUUUCUUAAACCACCAUAUGUGGCAUGUGCAGCCAGUUUAAAGUUAUUGUGACCCUGACAAAUGUAUGUAAGCUGUAUGGCUAAGCAUUAUUUUUCAAGCGGUGACACUGUCCCUUAUUCUACUUUAUCCAAGCUGUUUCAACUCGGUGGUCACCUUCCAUAAUGACACUGUCUGUUGAUUUAGCUUUCAGUCACAAUAGCCAGACAUUUAUCUCACAACCCUCAGUGUUGGAGAUAAGGGGCCUUUAUAUGUCUUGAAGCUGUUAAUAUAGUGUGAACAUGUAGUGCAUACAUUUCUGUUACAUUUACGAUACGUUAACAUGUUCCAGCGGCGACCAUGACUUUAGUUGGGGUAAAAUACAUUUUGCAUAAUAAAAGUCACACUAUUUACAAAUUGUAUAGUUUUCCCCUAACGUCACUGAAACGAAUGCUGCUGUGGAUUAUUUUUCACCGUAAUACUUCAGAAAUCUUUUUCACAGAUUUUAGUUAAUGUUUUAAAGUUUUGGCUAAAACAAUGCGUAAAUAUAUCUCUUAAAGGUGGAGUAUGCAAUUGUAAACCAGUACGCUUUUGUUAAAUUCCAUGGAUAGCUCCGCCAUCAUUCAGUGUAUUUACUAAAAACAUCCAGUUUUCGUAUACAGCCCUCAGUCUGUCAAGGGGAAACAAAGUGGUUCAGACUGAUCAAGACAACAGUUUUCUGUCGCAUGGUAACUAUUACAAUGUCAACCAUCUUUUUUCAGAAUUGCAGGCUCCACCUUUAGGUCACUGUUUAUUUCCAAGCAACAUGUCUGUUGUAUACUUUUGUAAAAGGACUGCUUCAUGUGAUUCAUGUUCAGAAGAAAACUGAAUGGAUGAUAUUGAUGCCUCAUUGCUGUUACAAGGAUGUGAAAUUGCUAUUUUCAGAACAGAAUGCAUACAAGGGACAUGCAAUGUUACUAGUACCUUGUUUAUAUCAUUCUCUUUCCUCUGGUAACUGGAUUAAUAAUAAAACCUAUUAAAAUAACUUAACACUA